Alosa sapidissima (American shad) is the source of this 2885-nucleotide messenger RNA. It is a transcript of the gene cd7al, whose product is annotated as cd7 antigen-like. Gene Ontology annotation, biological process: adaptive immune response. NCBI's taxonomy places the organism in Eukaryota, Metazoa, Chordata, Actinopteri, Clupeiformes, Clupeidae. The record is from RefSeq and is a predicted model, not a curated record. Gene Ontology annotation, molecular function: signaling receptor activity. Bases 413 to 1216 code for a protein of 267 amino acids. Gene Ontology annotation, cellular component: membrane. The transcript is spliced from 4 exons.
UCCAAGCUGAGCUCAAAACUUGAGAACCCUGCUGUUUACCUGAUCAUGAAGCUACCCAUAACAUGUCCCUAUCAACCUAGAGUUGGGAGCUGCACCCUCUACUGUGGCAAUCUCUACGGCAUCUUUGACUUUAGGUGAAUGAGAUUUAUGCUAAUAACUGCCCUGCACAUCAGCAGAUUUGGUUAACACUUCUCUUUAUCUCAUGCUUGCUGCAGACUAAAAGUGCCAGAAAGACGAAAACAUGUAGUUAGACAGGAAGGACUGUGAGUGCAGCCAGGCAUGCGCCCAGUGAUGAAACCAAAAAUGGGUUGGCUUCCUUUCCCCUUGAUGUUUGAAAGAGGCCUCCCCACCACCACCACCACCCACCCCUGUUUUCCAAGGUGGAGCUAUCACAGCAGUAAGCAGUUAGUGCAUGAGACCUAUCACAACCCAGUCAUCACAGCGAGACUCACUAACGUCUGCACUUGUGUAUACCCCAAUUCAGUUUGUUUUCGUUGUCAGUGUUUUCUACCUUCAUAGAUACUUGGACUACAAAAUAGAUAUGAUGGAAUGGCGUCUAGUUGUUUGGCUAAUUGUUUUACCUCCAGCUCUAGUAAAUGGAGAAGUGGUGUACCUCAGCCAGAAACGCAAUGGUUCUAUCGAGCUUGCAUGCUUGUCUACUACGAGCGGUCCUUUUGCCUUCUAUCUGAAACGCGAGUGGCUGCAGCCCAACAAAGAAGUUCUGUUCAUCCACCAAGGCCAUGAUCCCACUUUUGGUCCUGAUGAAACCGACAGGAGUCGCAUCCGUGUUUUUGAGAACCUCCGCUCUGGUCAGGUGAAUGUGAGCAUCUCUCACCUGCAGGGCUCUGACACUGAUCGCUACAUCUGCGAGUUCGUGUUUCCUGACGUUACCGAUGACCGCAAGGAACCUGGCAGAGAUAAGUUCCUCCUCUAUGUUGCGGAUCAUGUUGAACAGCCUUGCAGCUGUUCCAGUUAUCCAGUUCUCCUUUACACCAUCGCUGGAGCUAUUGGUCUUCUGCUCCUCAUCAUCCUGGGCCUCACAGUAGCAUAUUGCGGCAAGGCGCGCAACGGCAGCAAGCCACAGCCCGCCGUCCCCAUCUAUGAGGAGAUGGCAGGCCUGCAGUCAGGAAACAGCAAAGUUUUCUGUGACCCGGGUCAUUUUGGGGAGAGUGAGUAUGUGAAGCCCCGCCGUGAGAACCCCUACUCCAGCCCUUAAAGGGGGCCCUGGCCUCCUGAGCAAUCUACACCCACCUGAGCUCCUCAUUCAGGAUGACCGUUUUACCUGAAGAGUCGGGGCAGUUCACUUCGAGCCCCAAACACAAUGUCGCUGUCUUUCACAAAACUUCUCACACUUAAUACCCUCAGACUGAGGGGGAAAUGCAUGCUUUGCAGUUUGUUGUAUCUUCAGAAGUGUAAUACUAGAGUACGUUUGUUGUAUCUUCAGAAGUGUAAUACUAGAGUUAGAGUACGUUUGUUAGUGGAGCUGUUAAAGCGCAGUCAGGGAUUUUGCAGGAAGUCGCGUUUGUGUUUUUUGUGCAAAAAAAGCAUACAUAAUAUUUUAACCAAGGAAUAAACUAAACACACCAGAGAGAUAGCUCACCACCACCUUCAGUAUUCCCAGAGAAACUCCAUGCAGGGUUUAGUUUUUGUUUGGGGCACAGGCUGCCCCCACUUUGUUUCCAGUUUUCGGAGCCCGGGCUGCCUACAGAGACCGGGGUUUUUCUACAGUGUACUCACGGAAUGGGCAGCUAGCGGCUAUGAGGAGAUGAUUGCUGAAUGUGACAUGUUAUGGGCUUAUGGGGUUAUGUCGCUUAAAUCCCUGACUGCGUCUUUAUUAGCAAAAAAAAUAAAAAACUUUGUAUCAUGGCAGACAUAUGACUUUUUGUAUCAUGGCAGACGUAUGACACAAAAGUGUCACAUCACAGCAUGUGACAGCCUCACAUAAAUGUUGCGGUCACAUGUUUUAAAAAAGGAACUUUUUACCAACCCCACACUGUAAAUGGAAGGAUGUCAAAGUAUAAAUUACAAGUUAAUUUAUAUAGAAGUGCCAUAAGUAUAAUAGCGGAACUUCCAGGGAACAGAACUUGCUGUAUAUAUUGUAUAUAAUUAGCCCCUAGUCUGUUAGCUGACAUCAGCUUUUAUUUGCCGGGUAAAAAGUACAAAAGACCAAAGGCCUACAACAGAGAAACAGCAGCAAUGCUGUCUUCUAAUCAUGUUAUAUUAGCAAUGCUGUCUUCUAAUCAUGUUAUAUUAGCAAUGCUGUCUUCUAGCAAUGCUGUCUACUAAUCGUGUUAUAUUAGCAAUGCUGUCUACUAAUCGUGUUAUAUUAGCAAUGCUGUCUUCUAAUCGUGUUAUAUUAGCAAUGCUGUCUACUAAUCAUGUUAUAUUAGCAAUGCAAUGCUGUCUUCUAAUCAUGUUAUAUUAGCAAUGCUGUUUACUAAUCAUGUUAUAUUAGCAUUGCUGUCUAGCGGGGGGAGUAGUUGUAAGUAUUGUUCAUUUUCAGCAUUGUUUUAUUCAUGUAUACUCCUUCAAUUUCUAUACAUGAAGCAUACUUAGCCCUUGUCUCAGAAUAUUGGUACAAGUUUUUUUGUUUUUGUUUUAUUUGAUUGUUUAUUUGUGAGGGAGGGUGUAAGCAUUGUUGUGUUAUUGUUGAUUAUUGCUUGUGGGUGACCACACACCAAAGAACUGUUUCUGUCAAACUGUUCAUUUGUACAUUCUUCAGUAUUAUCAGAUCAUAUUGAGUCUUCAUUUCAUCAACAUCAUCAUACAUAGGCCAAUGUAAACAUGUAAAAUGUCACUUUAAAUUGUUAUGAAUUCCAUUUGUAUUGUACUGAAUUGUAUUUUGAGUUGUAUUCAUGUCAUCAAUAAAUGUUUUUCUCUCUCAA